AUGAAUAAGCAGCUGUUGUCAUGCUCGCUGAAAAGCGGCAAACAGGUUACGAUGGUUGUCGCGUCUGUAGCCACAGAUGGCGUUGAUCAGCAGGUCGAAAUCUCGUACUACGAUCAAAAAGUGAUUGGAAACGGAUCGUUUGGUGUGGUGUUCCUCGCCAAACUGUCGACAACCAACGAAAUGGUGGCCAUCAAAAAAGUGCUUCAGGAUAAGCGAUUCAAGAAUCGAGAACUUCAAAUCAUGCGAAAGCUCAAUCAUCCAAAUAUCGUCAAACUGAAGUACUUCUUCUAUUCGAGCGGCGACAAGAAGGACGAGCUGUAUCUGAAUCUGAUACUCGAAUACGUUCCAGAGACUGUCUACAGAGUGGCCCGACACUACUCAAAGCAGCGACAAUCGAUUCCAAUGAUCUACGUGAAACUGUACAUGUACCAAUUGCUUCGCUCUCUCGCCUACAUUCACAGCAUCGGCAUCUGCCAUCGUGACAUCAAACCCCAGAAUCUGCUCAUCGAUCCAGAAACUGGAAUUCUGAAGCUGUGCGAUUUCGGAUCAGCAAAAUAUCUGGUCCGCAACGAGCCAAACGUCUCCUACAUCUGCUCUCGCUACUACCGUGCUCCGGAGCUCAUAUUCGGGGCUACAAACUACACGAACUCGAUCGACGUGUGGUCCGCAGGAACUGUGAUUGCCGAACUGUUGCUCGGCCAGCCGAUCUUCCCAGGAGACUCUGGCGUCGAUCAACUCGUCGAGAUUAUCAAAGUACUCGGAACGCCGACUCGUGAACAGAUUCAAAGCAUGAAUCCAAACUACAAGGAGUUCAAAUUCCCACAGAUCAAGGCUCAUCCAUGGAAUAAGGUGUUCCGUGUGCACACCCCCGCCGAGGCAAUCGAUCUCAUCUCGAAGAUCAUUGAAUACACGCCGACGUCGCGGCCAACGCCACAAGCGGCAUGCCAACACGCGUUCUUCGACGAGCUCAGGAGUCCAGACGCACGACUUCCAUCGGGACGAGCACUGCCACAACUGGAAAUGGACGGACCGAAUGAGGUGUCUGCGACGGGUGGAGAUAUGGCUGGACCAUCGGCCUAA
Molecule: messenger RNA, 1080 nt
Organism: Caenorhabditis briggsae
Lineage: Eukaryota; Metazoa; Nematoda; Chromadorea; Rhabditida; Rhabditidae
Gene: Cbr-gsk-3
Product: Protein CBR-GSK-3
Exons: 4
Coding region: 1-1080 (359 amino acids)
Biological process (GO): negative regulation of canonical Wnt signaling pathway; signal transduction; protein phosphorylation
Cellular component (GO): cytosol; axon; cytoplasm
Molecular function (GO): protein serine/threonine kinase activity; ATP binding
Source: RefSeq, a predicted model, not a curated record